UUGAUUCUUAACAUACUGUAUUGCUUACAUUCCAAGGCAGUUAAAAUUUUACAAAUUCUCCCUCCACCAUACCCUCUGAAAACAGCAAUUAGCCACACCUAGUCUUUUGUCACCAAGUCAUAAAAUCCCGAAUUGCCAGAAUAACAGCCUGACAGUCUACUGCAGAUCAGUUUUAUUUUUGUCUUUGGAGUGUUCACUUGUGGAUAAAAUUUUAGUGAAAAUGCCAAAAGUUAAAACAUCUAAAGCUUCAUUAAUUCGGCAAUGGCUUCAAGAAUUCCCUCAUUACACGUCGGAUGGCAAGAUUAUUCUGUGCCAAGUCUGUAAUAAAGAGGUGUCCAGUGAAAAGAAAUGCCACCUCACACAACAUGCACAAGGUGCUCUGCAUAAAUCGAACGUUGAACGAAAAUAUAAAAUGAAACAGACUCUCUUGACGCAGACUUCAGAGACUUCAUCAAAGAAAAAUGAGUUUAGUGCUGAUUUGUGUCAUGCUAUUAUAGCAGCAAAUAUUCCAUUUAAAACAUUGGAGAACACUCAUUUUAGAAAUUUCUUGGAAAAGUACUGCCACCAGAAAAUUCCUUCAGAGUCGACACUUCGAAAGUAUUAUGUGCAACCUGCAUACGAAGAUAUUAUUUCCAGGAUAAGAGACAAUCUUAAGGACUCUUACUUGUGGUUCUCUGUAGAUGAAACAACGGACAGUCUUGGACGCUACGUUGCCAACUUGAUUGUUGGAAAGCUUGAUGCCGAUGGGCCCUCCAGAGCUUACCUGAUCUACACAAAACAGUUGACUAAAACUAACCAUGAAACAGUGGCUCAUUUUGUGAACAAUGGACUAAAGAUAAUUAAUCCUGAUGAAGAUAAAGUUCUUGUAGCCGUAACAGAUGCUGCUUCAUACAUGGUUCCUGCCAUGAAAACACUUAAGAUUUUUUUUCCUGCUCUUGUCCAUGUGACAUGCUUGGCCCAUGGUCUCAAUCGGGUAGCAGAGCAAAUCAGAGUAGAAUAUGAGAAGGUGAAUAAACUCAUCUCCUCUGUCAAGAAAGUGUUCAUUAAAGCCCCAUCAAGAGUGCAAGCUUUUCGGCAGAUGCUCCCAGAUGUUGCUCUUCCUCCAGAACCUGUUCUCACUCGUUGGGGAACUUGGCUGAAGGCUGUUAACUACUACAGUGAACAUUUCUCUGAUAUAAAGAAACUUCUGGACACUUUAGCGGAUGAUGCAGUUUGUGUAACUAAAGCCAAGGAAAUUUUGAAUGACAUUUAUGUUCAGAACGACUUGGUGUACAUUAAGUCUCAUUUCACAUUCAUUGCAGAUACUAUUACUGCUCUUGAAAGUAGUGGGAAACCGAUAUAUGAACAAAUUGAUCUCCUCAACAGAGCAAAGCAGAAACUUUGUGAUGCACCAGGCACUGCUGCAGAAAAAGUGAGGAAAAAGUUGGAUGCAGUGCUUCAAAAGAAUACUGGAUUAAAGUCCUUGUUUGUUGUGGCUGAUAUUUUGGCAGGAAAGAAGAGCAAAACCGAAAGUGAAUUCCCAGUUCAUCUUCUUCCAAGGUUGAAAUACUGUCCGUUAUCGUCAGUAGAUGUGGAACGCUCUUUCUCUGCGUAUAAAUUAAUACUCAGUGACAAACGUUGCAACUUUUCUAUUGAAAAUUUGGAAAAAGUGCUUAUAAUAUAUUGUGAAGCAAACUAUGGGAAACAGAGUGAAUAAAAAAUGUAAAGAUAAUUGUUUGUCUACUUUUGCGUUUGCAGCAUUCUGAAUAUGUGCAUUUUUGUUUGGAAUACAUAUGUUAAAUAAAUAAACCAUUGUCUGAUAAGUACAUUACUUGUUCAUUGUGCAAAUUUUGACCGCCUAUUUUUUGUUUAUAAAGCCUAAACGAGACAAUUUAAGAGCCUAUUUUAGGCGCCUAAAACACUACUUUUAAGGGCCUAAAUGUCCGCUGUCUAGUUAUAAUAUAUUGUACAGUUAGCAAAUUUAAUAUAUUCUGAUAUUAAUUUUGACUAUGAAAUAGAACUAAAUAGUAGUAUUAAUUAUUUAGAUGUUACAAUAAAUAGAAAAAAUAAUAAAAUUGAAUUCCAAAGAUUAUAAACCCUGUAGUGUUAAAAACAAUUUUUAUUCUUAUAUGCCUAGGUUUGAAAUAUAUUUUACUAGCAGAUGAGGGCAUUGCUCAGACAAACAGUAAUGAUAGCAAAGAUUUAAAUUAAUAGAUUAUAGAUGAUCUUACCCAUUUUCACCGAGUGUAAAAAUUAGGUCUCCCCUCUUCCAAGAUUAAUUAGAAAAUUUUUAGAUAUCUGCUUACCACACCAGGAUAACAAUAAAUAAGACUCACUGCAACUACUAACCAUUAGUAGUACCACUAAGAGAUAAAUAAUAAACAUUUUCAUAACUCUUUCUGGGUUCUUCUUCAAUGAAUUCGAAAAAUAAGCUAGAUCUUCCAGAAUCAUUCAUAAAUAUAAAUUCGAACAUUAAGACGAAGAGUUUGAAUAAAGCAAACUUAUGCACAUGUGCUCCCUGUGUUAACUUUAUACACAAUGGAAAACUAAAUAUCGUUGAGAAUUUUUAGAAGAGUCUAAAAAUGUUCGAUUUCCCUGCAUAAAUGCAAAAAAGGCAUCUAAAAUAGUACAGUAGAAGCCAAGUUCUUCAGGGUAAUCCUUAAUCCUCUCUCUCCCUCGCGGUGCGGAUUUUGAAAAAUUCCUUCUUAGUGUACUACAUUCUCAUGACGUACCCUAACUGUGUACCAAAUUUCAACUUUCAACUCCUAACCAUUUCGGUUAUGCACUUAUUGUUAUCAUUAUUUUCAUUAUCAACCGAUCUCAAUUAUAUUACAAGAUUUAAGACAAAUAUUUUAAAAACUUCAAAUCAUACAACAGAAUCCAGCAAA
This is a messenger RNA of Centruroides sculpturatus (bark scorpion), 2867 nucleotides long. RefSeq lists its product as uncharacterized. Lineage: Eukaryota; Metazoa; Arthropoda; Arachnida; Scorpiones; Buthidae. The transcript is spliced from 2 exons. The coding region runs from base 221 to 1696 and encodes 491 amino acids. Gene Ontology annotation, biological process: regulation of transcription by RNA polymerase II. Gene Ontology annotation, molecular function: double-stranded DNA binding. Gene Ontology annotation, cellular component: nucleus. The record is from RefSeq and is a predicted model, not a curated record.